Messenger RNA from Aspergillus glaucus CBS 516.65, 1486 nucleotides. RefSeq names its product protein kinase domain-containing protein. Bases 252 to 1388 code for a protein of 378 amino acids. The record is from RefSeq and is a predicted model, not a curated record. Gene Ontology annotation, molecular function: ATP binding; protein kinase activity. Gene Ontology annotation, biological process: protein phosphorylation. NCBI's taxonomy places the organism in Eukaryota, Fungi, Ascomycota, Eurotiomycetes, Eurotiales, Aspergillaceae. The transcript has a single exon.
CUUUUUCAUCGUAAUUCUUUCAUUCUUUUACAAUCGAGUCGUCAUCCUUGGUACAUCCACGGUUCAAACCUGCUCUUCCUUGCCACUUGCACCUUGAUUAUGCGCCUUGCGACGAUUCUUUAUCUCUACGCCUCGCCUUCGCAACUGCUCGCUUUUUGAUCGAGCCUACAUAUAUUUAUAUUUAUAUUUAUAUUCACAUUCACAUUCACAUUCAUAUAUCCCUAUAUCGAUCUAUAUAAUACAAUAAUACAAUGCGCCACCACCACCUCUCCGUCCAAACCAACGCCCAAACCGCCGCAUCAACAACAACAACCCCCCCAGUAACCCCCAGCACGCCCUCAAAACGAGACCCCACCAGCGACACUGAAAGCGCCAAAGAAACCCUGCUCUACACAGACUCCCUCGACUACCACCACCACCCCGACUCCCCCACCCCCAUCCAAUUUGGCCACGGCGUCUGGAGUGCCGUCUACAAAGCCUCCUCCCUCCCCGCCCCUCCAACCCCAGACUCAGACUCAGACUCUGCGUUAAUAACGCCACCGGCCUCGCCAGCGUCGAAAAACCGCAUCGUCGCUGUGAAAUCGCCUAUCAGGAAAGAUGCGCAUCCGGUUCUUGAGGCUGAGGCGAGGGUUCUUACGCGGUUGAGUCUGACACCCGGUGCAGAGCGGUAUAUCGUGCCGUUUUUGGGGUAUAUACCCAGAUCUCAUGCGUUGGUUAUGGGUGCUGUGCCGCUGGCGUUGUCGAGUUAUAUAACAGAGGAAGCGGUUAAGGCGCAGGAACGGCGCAGCACGACGAACAUGUUUGAGCCUGUGCUGGGUAAGCAACGGUGGAUCAGUCUUGCGCAGAGACUUAUCUCUGGACUGGACUGGAUGCACAACACGGCUGGUGUCGUGCAUGGGGAUAUCAAGCCCCAUAAUAUCCUAUUGCGGCGGGUACCUGCCGUAAGUGGUGAAGAGGAGUUCGGCUACGAACCCCUCUACGCGGACUUUUCCUCCGCGCAUGAUACUUCCUCCACGACGUCCUCGCCAGCGCCUGGAUCAGCACUGACGCCGCCCUUCGCAGCACCCGAAUUGCUCUCCCCGGCUGCGCUGAAAUCGCCUACUGGCGCUCAGCCGACGACUGCCUCUGAUGUGUUUUCGUUGGCGGUGACGCUUCUCGCUGCUGCGACGGGGGAUUUGCUGCUGUACCCUGGGGCGAGUCAUAUGCAGAGACUCGCAAUGGCCCGUGAAGGGCAUCGGGUUGUGGAGUUUGCGAGGUCGGGUGGGAAUGGGAUGAGGGUUGCUAGGGGUGGUGUUGUGGAGGGGGUUGUUAGGGGGGCUGUGGUUAAGGAGCCCGGAGAGAGGGUUGGGGCUGGGGAGUGGGUGGAGUUGGUUAUGAAUGUUGAGUAGAGAUGUAGAGCUGCUGUGUUCGGCUUAAGAUGAUAUAUUGCUAUUUGAUACCCUAGAUUUACCUACGAGGUUAUAUGUUUUUCUUGUGUAUAAUUAUC